AUGUUGUCUCUCAAAAUGACUGAGAUGUGGACAACUAUUGGGUCAACCUUAGCAAGCUUCAUGUUCAUUUGGGCUAUCAUAAGACAAUACUGUCCUUACCAGCUCCUACGUUUCUUCGAAAAAUACAGCCAUAGAAUCAUGGACUACUUCUACCCUUACAUACGAAUCUCAUUCCAUGAAUUCUUAGGUGACAGACUCAAAAGAAGUGAUGCCUAUGGAGCUGUUGAAGCUUAUCUCAGUGCCAACACAUCCAAGAGUGCAAAGAGGCUCAAAGCUGAGAUAGGAAAAGACAGCACAAACCUGGUUUUAACAAUGGAUGAAUAUGAAAGAGUAACCGAUGAUUACAACGGCGUAAAAGUCUAUUGGGUUUGCAGCAAAGUCAUGGCAGCUUCAAGAUCCAUGCCUUAUUAUCAAGAGCAAGAGAAGAGAUUCUACAAGCUCACUUUUCAUAAGAAGUAUAGAGACACAAUAACAGGUUCUUAUUUGGAUCAUGUGAUGAAAGAAGGGAAAGAGAUUCGUCUGAGGAAUCGACAGAGGAAAUUGUACACAAAUAGUCCUGGUUAUAAAUGGCCUAGCUAUAAGCAAACUAUGUGGAGUCACAUUGUUUUUGAACACCCUGCAACUUUUGAAACAAUGGCUAUGGAGCCAGAGAAAAAGAAAGAGAUCAUUGAAGAUUUGGUUACUUUUAGCAAAAGUAAAGAUUUUUAUGCUAGGAUUGGUAAAGCUUGGAAAAGGGGUUACUUGCUUUUUGGUCCUCCAGGUACUGGUAAAUCAACAAUGAUUGCUGCUAUGGCAAAUUUGUUGGGCUAUGAUGUAUAUGAUUUGGAGUUAACAGCAGUGAAAGACAACACUGAAUUAAGGAAGCUUUUGAUUGAAACAACAAGUAAGUCAAUAAUUGUUAUAGAAGACAUAGAUUGUUCACUUGAUCUAACAGGUCAGAGGAAGAAAAAAGGCGAAAGUAAGUUUUUUUCUGAUGAUGAGAAUGAUAACAAGGGGAAUUUCGAUGCGGCGAGGAAGGAGGUGAAGGAAGAAGGAAGUGGAGGUGGGAAUAGCAAGGUUACACUUUCAGGGCUAUUGAAUUUCAUUGAUGGGAUAUGGUCAGCUUGUGGAGGAGAAAGGUUGAUAGUUUUCACUACAAAUUAUGUGGAGAAGCUUGAUCCUGCACUUAUAAGGAGGGGUAGAAUGGACAAACAUAUAGAACUUUCUUAUUGUAGUUUUAAUGGUUUUAAAGUGCUUGCUAAUAACUACUUAAGAGUUGAGAAACAUGCAUUGUUUGAGAGUGUUGAGAGGCUAAUUGGUGAAGUGAAGAUUACACCUGCUGAUGUUGCUGAGAAUCUUAUGCCUAAGUCACCAAUGGAUGAUGCUGAUAAGUGUCUUUUGAAUUUGAUUGAGGCUCUUGAGGAAGUGAGAGGGAGGAGGGGUUUAGUUAAAGAAAAUGGUGAGUUUGUUGAUGAUGAUGAGAAAGAGAUUGAUCAAGAAAUGAACCAAAAUUGUUUGUCAUAA
This is a messenger RNA of Lathyrus sativus (Indian pea), 1503 nucleotides long. NCBI's taxonomy places the organism in Eukaryota, Viridiplantae, Streptophyta, Magnoliopsida, Fabales, Fabaceae. The record is from the annotation of a GenBank genome assembly.